Molecule: messenger RNA, 1515 nt
Organism: Phaeoacremonium minimum UCRPA7
Lineage: Eukaryota; Fungi; Ascomycota; Sordariomycetes; Togniniales; Togniniaceae
Product: putative cytochrome p450 protein
Exons: 4
Coding region: 1-1515 (504 amino acids)
Molecular function (GO): oxidoreductase activity, acting on paired donors, with incorporation or reduction of molecular oxygen; monooxygenase activity; iron ion binding
Source: RefSeq, a predicted model, not a curated record
AUGACCAAAGAAACCUCAGAGACACUAUUUCGUAUUUGCAAUGAGAUCCAAUCACCGAUAGCCCAGCUAUUCUUCAAGCCCUUCAGCAGGCCGUAUGUCGUCUUGAAUGACCCACGCGAAGUACAAGACAUCCUCAUCGUACUGCCCCAGUGCACCCUUGCCCAGCAGACCACGCCGAAGCUGAAGGCGCAGAAAAGGCUGUGGUCCGAUGUUAUGGGGACCGGAUUCCUGCGUCGAGUUGUGGCACCUCGUCUGCACGACGCUGGCAUUGAUCUGGUUGAGUACUGGCGCCUCAAGGCUGCGAAAAACGAUGGUGAAGCGUUUUAUGUGUAUGAAGACUUUGAAUGUGCCGCAUUAGAUGCCAUCUGGGCCGCUAUCAUUGGAACGCACUUGGGUUUAAUUCGUGAAAAGAUGCGGAGCAUGCAGCCUGACUACGAGGCUGGCGCCGCUAUGUCAGCAGAAUCUGAUGUAGAUGGAGUCGGUGCGUCAGCAGUGACAGGGCGCAUUAUCCGCGAGGGCAUCGGAUAUAUUAACCAGGUCGUGGAGGAGGUGGUCUUGUCACCAUUCCCUGCCAUCACUCGAUGGUGGAUUCGAAAGCGACCGGCAUUGCUGAGGCACAGGAGAGAGAUGGAAAAAGAGAUUCGUAAAGUCAUCAUCGCAUCCUGCGAGAGAUUUGACAAGGCCAUUGAGGCUGGCUACGGAGAUGAUGAGGCCUUGGACACUUGUGCUAUGGACUUGGUCCUUCGGAGGGAGAUCUUGACCGCGAAGAAGAAAGGCCUGCCAAUGCCUACGCCUGCUAGUGAUCCUUCAUUCCAGAGCGAGCUACAGCUACUCUUGCAAGCUGCUGCUGACUCCACGUCGCAUACGCUUUCCUGGUUCGUUAAGUUCAUGAGUGCCUAUCAGCAGGUUCAGACCAAGUUCCGAGCGGAGUUGAGACGCGUAUUUCCAGGGCCAGGACUACCUUCCGCGGCACAGAUAUUAGACACCGAUAUCCCUUACCUCGACGCCGUAGUAGAGGAGACACUUCGCCUCUCCGUGACGGCGGGCGUAGUUCCGCGAGAGGUGGUCAUCGACACCCAGAUACUGGGAUGUCACAUUCCCAAAGGAACUAUAGUCUUCUUGAGCACGCGAGUUCAAGCGGAGCCUCUCCGUAUUGCCGAAGAGCGUCGUUCCGACUCCAGCAGAGCGGCAAUAGAGAAGCGCAGUUACCACGGCUUACAUGGCCAAGAGGCGCAAAAUCUCGACGUGUUCGAGCCGAGUCGGUGGAUCACACCAGAUGAAAAGGGUAAUGAGAUGUUUGACGUGAACACUCUACCCACGCUUUGGUUCGGAGGCGGAUUCAGGGGCUGUUUCGGGCGAAAAUUGGCAAUGCAGGAGUUACGCAUCAUGGCUGCUUUGCUUGUGCUCAGCUUUGAGUUCCUACCACUCCAGGAACACUUGAGCAGCAUGGUGGGCGAGGAGCAUGGACUUUUCCGAAGGCCAGCAAAAUCAUUCGCGAGAAUUAGGGCUCUCUAA